Molecule: messenger RNA, 949 nt
Organism: Cuscuta campestris
Lineage: Eukaryota; Viridiplantae; Streptophyta; Magnoliopsida; Solanales; Convolvulaceae
Source: the annotation of a GenBank genome assembly
AUUCACCUUCUUUAAAUUCUUCAAAUUGCCCUUAAAAAGAAUUAGUCAGUCCUAACUCUCAUUUCUCCAUUCUGAGAUUUGAUCUAAAGCUAAAAGGAUGGCCAUGGAGGAUAAUAGUAAUUCUCUUCUGGUGAAAUACAGAGUUGAGAAGAAUGUCACUGUGAAGAAGCUAGAAAAUGGACGGAUGCCUCGGGUCAUAAGGAUUUCCGUGACGGAUGACGAUGCCACGGACUCUUCCUCUGAUGAUGAUGAUGUGGAGGAGGACGGUGUUUUCCGGCGGACCACCAAGAAGCAUGUGAGCGAGGUCAGGCUAGAGAGGAAGAAGAGUGUUGCUUCUGCUAAUGAGAAGAGCAACAAGAGGGGGGAAGAAGCCGCCGGCGGAGGCGGCAGCCAUGGCGGGCGAUCAUCGGAAGUUCAGGGGAGUGCGGCGCAUGCCGUGGGGGAAAUGGGCGGCGGAGAUUCGGGAUCCGAUUCGGAAAACCCGGAAAUGGUUAGGCACGUUCGACACGGCCGAGGAGGCCGCUCAUGUUUACGACGCAGCCGCGAUCCAGUUGCGCGGCCCCGACGCCACAACCAAUUUCUUGACGCCGCCGCCGAAGUCCGCCGCCCCGCCACACUCCGACUACGACUCCACGGGAGACUCUGAAAUCACCCCGUCUCCCACUUCCGUUUUAGCGGCAUGCGGCGGCCAAGACGGCGAAUUCGGAACCGAUCAUUGCUUCUUAGAUGGCCUAGACGGGCUGUUGGAUUCCUGGUCGCCGUCGUUGUUGCCGGAUUACCAAACGGGGGAAAUGAUAGUAUUGCCGGAGGCGGAGAUUGGGGAGAGUUUGGACGAUAUUCCGAUGGAUUUUGGAGCUGAUGAGGACUUUUUGGCUUGUUCGUGGGACGUGGACGAUUUUGUGUUUGAUUAGAUCAAAAUCCUAAGGUAAAUUAAAUGACACUCAGGGCG